AUGUCUAAAACUCAAGCUAUUGUUGUCCAAAAGAAGGGCGAUGCCAAGGUCACUGAGGUCAGCGUCCCUAAAGUCAGGGAUGAUUACAUCAUCGUGAAGACCAAAGCAAUCGCACUGAAUCCCACUGAUUGGAAGCAUAUUGACUUUCUCUGCGAGGAAGGUGAAAGAAUUGGAUGUGAUUAUGCAGGCAUCGUUGAAGAAGUCGGCAGCAAGGUCACCAAAGGCUUCAAGAAAGGAGACAGAGUGGCUGGAUUUGUACAUGGAGGAAACAUGGUCGAGCACGAAGACGGUGCUUUUGCAAAUAUCAUCACAGCCAAGGGUGACAUCCAGAUCAAGAUCCCGGACAAUAUUAGCUUCGAGGAAGCUUCCACUCUAGGUGUUGGAAUCACCACCGUCGGUCAAGGACUUUACCAAUCUCUCAAGCUUCCCCUUCCAAACAAGCCCUCUUCUUCUACCGAGAAGAAAUACCUCCUAAUCUACGGCGGCUCCACCGCAACCGGAUCCCUAGCCAUCCAAUACGCCAAACUGUCCGGUCUGAACGUCAUCACGACUUCAUCUCCCAGGAACUUCGACUAUGUCAAGUCUCUCGGCGCAGUUGCAGCAUUUGACUACAACUCUCCCACUUGCUCCCAAGAAAUCAAAGAUUUUACCAAAGACAGCGUUACAUUAGCAUUUGACUGUAUCGCCGAAGGCGACAGUCCCAAGAUCACCGUCUCCGCGAUGUCUACAUCCGAAGGCGGGACUUACUCCACGCUCCUGCCCGUUCCGGACGAGCAGGUCACGGCUAUCAACGACAAGGUCAAGAACCAGCAUACGCUGGCGUAUACCGUCGUUGGAGAGAGUUUCAAGUUCGGUACCAACGAGGUUCCUGCCGUUCCAGCUGACUUUGAGGAGGGCAGUAAAUUCUGGGAGUUGACGAGGGAACUGCUAGCCGAUGGAAAGAUCAAGGUCCAUAGACCCAGUGUGGAUAAGUAUGGGAAGGGUCUUGAGGGUGCGUUGAAAGGGCUUGAAGCUAUGAAGGCUGGGCAGGUGUCUGGCGAGAAAUUGGUCUUCACUAUGUAG
Mollisia scopiformis is the source of this 1062-nucleotide messenger RNA. Its product is annotated as GroES-like protein. The record is from RefSeq and is a predicted model, not a curated record. Lineage: Eukaryota; Fungi; Ascomycota; Leotiomycetes; Helotiales; Mollisiaceae. Gene Ontology annotation, molecular function: oxidoreductase activity, acting on NAD(P)H. The transcript has 7 exons. The coding region runs from base 1 to 1062 and encodes 353 amino acids.